AUGCACCAUACUCCUGAGCUGGACCAGAGAGGCAGUGCGUCCCCUAGCCUGCACCAGAGAGGCCGUGCGUCCCCUAGCCUGCACCAGAGAGGCCGUGCGUCCCCUAGCCUGCACCAGAGAGGCAGUGCGUCCCCUAGCCUGCACCAGAGAGGCCGUGCAUCCCCUAGCCUGCACCAGAGAGGCCGUGCGUCCCCUAGCCUGCACCAGAGAAGCCGUGCGUCCCCUAGCCUGCACCAGAGAGGCCGUGCAUCCCCUAGCCUGCACCAGAGAAAGACUGUUUCCUCUGAACCACAUCAACUGAUAAGGAGACCACAAACCAGUCUUCAUACAUCACUCCUGCGAAAUAUCCUCACAAAUCAAGAGAUGAUGAUGGACCAAAUGAAAAUCAUCUUCACAACUGUCCAGGGAUUAAAAUCUGUAGCUGAAGAGAUUGGUGUUGAGCCAAAUCUGCUGCCAUUAGCUGAUCGCCAGUCUGUUGAAAACCUGGAGGAGCGGCUCAGAAAUAGUCCUGACCUAAAAAACCAACUGAGAAACGCACUGGCUCUUACAGGUGGGGGAGACGUUAAAGAGUGUGUAAAGAGAGUCAUGGGUGCAACCUUAACACACUCUCUGGCCAAGAAUAUCAACAUGAGAGGACUAAAUGGGAAGAUUGGCUUCCAGCACCUGCAGAUAAAAGAUGUUGUGAUCGCGGCUGUGCGACGAAAUCGUCUGACCUCUGAUGCCACAGACCAAGAAAUUGAGAACAGGAUAACCAAAUGGCUUCAAAAUGCACCAGAUAGGAAUGGUGGCCGAAGCGAACGUAUGAGAAGAAAGGAGCAGUGA
This is a messenger RNA of Epinephelus fuscoguttatus (brown-marbled grouper), 822 nucleotides long. RefSeq lists its product as uncharacterized. The transcript is spliced from 4 exons. NCBI's taxonomy places the organism in Eukaryota, Metazoa, Chordata, Actinopteri, Perciformes, Serranidae. The record is from RefSeq and is a predicted model, not a curated record. Bases 1 to 822 code for a protein of 273 amino acids.